Messenger RNA from Aspergillus clavatus NRRL 1, 561 nucleotides. RefSeq lists its product as uncharacterized. The transcript has 3 exons. The record is from RefSeq and is a predicted model, not a curated record. NCBI's taxonomy places the organism in Eukaryota, Fungi, Ascomycota, Eurotiomycetes, Eurotiales, Aspergillaceae. Bases 1 to 561 code for a protein of 186 amino acids.
AUGGCUCCCGAGGACAAAGACCCAUUCGCUAUCAAUCAGCCCGCAUUGACGCAAUCCGGUAAACCACUCUUCCCGGCAAGUCCUAAUCCUUUCCAGAUUCCCCAUCUGCGAUCGCUUCAUUGUUUUCCUGGGCAAUCUUCAAAACCGCACGCGCACGAUCACCUCCCCACAGCGCCAACAAUGCAGGCCGUCCCGGAGUCACGACAACAAACCUUCGAGGAGAUCUACGGACCUCCGGAGAACUUCCUCGAGAUCGAAGCAUGUCCGCAAUCCGCAAACCCACGGCACAUCCCGCAACAUGUACACGUCGUACGAGAUCGUGUGCCGCACCAACAUCCCCGCGUUCAAGCUCAAGCACUCGGUCGUGCGCCGCCGCUACUCCGACUUCGAAUACUUCCGCGACAUCCUCGAGCGCGAGAGCACGCGCGUGACCAUCCCGCCGCUGCCCGGGAAGGUGUUCACGAACCGGUUCAGCGACGAUGUCAUCGAGCAUCGCCGGGAGGGCCUGCAGCGGUUUCUGCAGAUCGUGGCCGGGCAUCCGUUGUUGCAGACGGGGAGUAA